UAGAAAUGAUAGAGAGACCUUGAACUUUAAAAGCGAGCGAGGACCCAGCCCACAAAACACAGCUCAAAAUAAGUACUUCAAAAAUUAAGACUUUUUAAGCUCACCGACGGCACGCCGCUUUUUUGACUGUCGACCCUAGUACGUGCUAAAAUGGCUGACAGACUGGACAUAAUUAUUUUCGGAGCCACCGGGUACACCGGAAAAGUGGGCAUCGAGGAAAUCAUCCCUCUCGCCAAGGAGAAGGGAGGACUCACUUGGGGAAUCGCCGGACGUAACCAGAAGAAGUUACAGGAUGCGCUCGAUGACGUAGCAAAAAAGACAGGCGUGUCCCUGAAGGAUAUACCGAUUAUCAUCGCCAACAUCGAUGACGAGGAGUCGAUGAGGAACAUGACGAAACAGUGCAAAGUCCUGGUCAACUGUGUUGGCCCCUAUCGGCAUUGGGGUGAGCAAGCUGUGAAAGCAUGCAUUGACAGUGGCACAAACCACGUGGAUGUUAGUGGAGAGCCACAGUACAUGGAAAAAAUGCAGCUUUUGUACAACAAGAAGGCUCAGGAAAAGGGAAUUUAUAUAGUUAGUGCUUGCGGCUUUGAUAGCAUUCCUGCUGAAAUUGGAAGUCAGUUCUUCUCAAAACAGUUUGAAGGUGAACCCAACGCAGUUGAAACUUAUCUCACCUCUUCGAACAAAAACCGCUCAAAGAGCGCUGGAAUCCAUUACGGUACUUGGGAGUCGGCAGUUUACGGCCUGGGUCACGCUAAUGAGCUGCGACCUCUGCGGCAACAACUUUUCCCCCACCGCCUUCCCACAAUGAGCCCCAGGCUGCAGUCCCGUGGCGUGGUUUUCCGCAACCCCGUCGGCAGGGGUUGGUGCCUGCCCUUCCUUGGCUCGGACUUGUCUGUGAUGCGCCGCUCGCAGUACCAUUUCCACGAGAAGAAGGGUCUGCGACCUCUGCAGAUCCAGUGCUACUUCACCCUGCCCAAUCUGAUUGCGGUCAUGGGUGUCAUGUUCAUUGCCUCCAUCUUCUUUGUGCUGGCCAAGUUCAGCUUGGGAAGGAAGCUUCUGCUUGCCUAUCCGAAGCUCUUCAGCUGCGGUUUUGUGAGCCACGAAGGACCAACGGAGGAAAGCAGGAAGAGCACCAAGUUCAGCAUCACCUUUGUGGGCGAAGGCUGGACAGAGAAGAACAAUGUCGAUGGCAACCAGCAUUCCAGCCCUCCGGACACUCGAGUUGUAACAAAGGUGACUGGAUUUGAUCCCGGCUAUGGCUUCACCACCAGAUGUCUCCUUCUGUGCGCCAUCACCAUCAUGAAGGAAGCUGAUAAAAUGCCUGCUACUGGUGGAGUUUAUCCUCCUGGCGCCGCUUUCGCUGAAACCUCCCUGAUGUCUGAACUUCAAUCUCACGGCUUGGCCAUGGAGGUCGUCGAGAAGAAGAAUAUUAAGUGAGAUGGUAAAACUGUCCAGCAUUCGAUCCUCUUUUACAUUCUUUCGUAGUUGUCUUUGUGUUAGGAACAUAAAAAUGAAACAAGCGCAUUUGCCUUUUGAGUA
Molecule: messenger RNA, 1539 nt
Organism: Neocloeon triangulifer
Lineage: Eukaryota; Metazoa; Arthropoda; Insecta; Ephemeroptera; Baetidae
Product: saccharopine dehydrogenase-like oxidoreductase
Exons: 9
Coding region: 151-1437 (428 amino acids)
Biological process (GO): glycolipid biosynthetic process
Cellular component (GO): lipid droplet; plasma membrane; mitochondrion
Molecular function (GO): oxidoreductase activity
Source: RefSeq, a predicted model, not a curated record